AUGAAGGCGAUUCAUAUGGAACAAAAAUACCAAGAAGCAGAUAAUAUAGUCACGUUCAAUCAUGUACUCGAUUUCAAGAUGGGACCAAGAGAAAUGAGAGCGAAAGGAGUGUUCUCGACGGUUUUUGAGAGCACCAUGUUGGAUUGGGACCUGAGUCUCCGCAAAGAACUCUUCUCCCGUCGGGAACCAUCGUCUCGUGAUUCCGUGUGGGCAAUCACUCUUGAAGGAAACGGAUUCCGUGAUCAUUACCCACCGAUUCGUCGUGUUGAUUUCAAGUUGAAUGUGAUAGAUUUCGAUGGAAGCGUUCAGGAGACACUGAAAUAUUUCAUCGACGGACAAAUGAUGACACAACAGAAUUUGAAUAAUCAGAGAAGACGAGGAGCCAUCAAUAAGAUGUACUCAACUCAGAACAACAAUUCCUUGUUUUUCGACAGAAAAUUGGCAAUGUUGAUGGAUGAGAUGAAGAAGAAAGAGUUGAGUUUGCAGCUGGAGACUCGGUUGGAAUUCAGGAAGACGGAUUUGAUGGAUGAGAAGUUUUUAGUGGGAGACGGAGCGCCUGGAGUGCCGGAGAAGUUGGACUACUUCUUUGAUGCGAUUACUAAUAGAUCCCGACAUGACAUAAAAUUGAAAACAUCGGAUGGAGGCCGUUUUCUGAUGACAAACAAAGAAAUCCUCUGCCUUGCUUCUUCAUAUUUCCGGCAAAAUCUCAAAGAACAAACCAUCGAGUAUACGGUAGCCAGAGCGGAUACGUUGGAGAGUAUUGAUAUUUGUUUGACCUACCUGGUAACUGGACGAUACAAAAAACCGAGAGAAAUGACACCGCGACUCGCAUUCGAAAUCAUUAGCUUGGCUAGACAAUGGAAAGUUUUCGAAGUGAAAAUUCUGCAGAAUUCACUCGAAAGGCACUGCUAUGAGGAGUUGAUAAAGAACCGCGAAGACUUUCUCUACGUUUGCAACCUUCUAAUCAUUGCGGAUGACUCUCAAUUCUCAAAUAUUGUGAACUGCUGUUUGGCCACUAUCAUCUCCUAUCAUUUCCAUCAAUUUAUGAAGACUUUUGUCAACGGGAACCACCCACUCAAAGAGCGCCUAACUCAACGUCGUGAAUUCCAGCGGCCCUCUUUGGCAAUGCAAGUCAAACGGUCGUUUGCUGCAUCGAUUGAAACGAAAAGCUUUAUUAAAUUUCUGCCCGCGUUGGGAGAGGAUUAG
Molecule: messenger RNA, 1206 nt
Organism: Caenorhabditis remanei
Lineage: Eukaryota; Metazoa; Nematoda; Chromadorea; Rhabditida; Rhabditidae
Exons: 7
Coding region: 1-1206 (401 amino acids)
Molecular function (GO): protein binding
Source: RefSeq, a predicted model, not a curated record